CAUCCACUGUUAAACCUCACCGAAGAAGAAGUGAGGUAUCGCUUGAAAGCUGUCAAGGGGGAAAGAAGCGAAAAGACGUCAACAAAACGAUCUAGCCACUUCACUCUGUCAAUCUUGGACAAGCAUAGAGGAAUGGGCUGUGGUCCCAUUAUAGUUGGAUCUACCCCUACUAGUCCUGAGACCACACAAGGAGCCCAGCCCCAGGCCAGGCCCGAAACAUGAGAUCUUUAACCGCUGAGUAAAGAAUGAGGCCUCAGCAACCCCACCCCAGAAACACCAUCACCACUACUACUAACAUAGUCUGUCACACACCUAUUACAACUUAACCCUCAACACAUGCCCCCUGCCCCAGAACCAGCUCUUGUAUCCCCUUCCCUUCCUCACCCAACCCCAUUCCACCCCCAACCCAAAACACCCCACAGAGCAGUUUAGCCCACCUCGAGACUUGAGUCACCAGCCAAUCAGCUCCUAGUAGGCCCUGUGCGCCUCCAUCGGCGGCCCUCCCCGGCGGUGUGUUGGUGUGCGAUGGCGCGGCGGGACGCUGAGGGCUGCCGCCGGGGAUUGUGAUGUCAGAGCCCGCCAGCCCGGGCGAGAGCCAGCACGGCGCUCCCAGAUUCUUCGUGGGCUGCGAGGACGAUGAGAGCGAGGGCCUGGAGGACUACGACGGCUGCAGCAUGAGGACAAACAUGGAGCUUUACGAGGACGACGAGGACACAGACUCGCCCCCGGAGAGACAGAUCGUGGUGGGGAUCUGUUCCAUGAUGAAGAAGUCCAAGUCUAAGCCCAUGACCCAGAUCCUGGAGCGGCUGUGCAGGUUUGAGUACAUCACUGUGGUCAUCUUCCCCGAGGACGUCAUUCUCAACGAGCCCGUGGACAAAUGGCCCCUGUGUGACUGCCUCGUCUCCUUCCACUCCAAAGGAUUCCCGCUGGACAAGGCAGUGAGCUACGCCAAUCUCCGAAACCCACUGCUCAUCAAUGACCUGAACACACAGUACUACAUACAGGACAGGAGGGAGGUGUAUCGUAUCCUGCAGCAGGAAGGCAUCGAUCUGCCACGCUACGCUGUGCUGAACCGUGACCCAGAUAAACCAGACGAGUGUAACCUGGUCGAGGGAGAAGACCAUGUGGAGGUGAAUGGGGAGGUGUUCCCUAAACCCUUUGUGGAGAAACCCGUCUGUGCUGAAGACCACAACGUCUACAUCUACUACCCCACCUCAGCGGGAGGGGGAAGCCAGCGCCUCUUCAGAAAGAUCGGGAGCCGGAGCAGUGUGUACUCCCCAGAGAGCAACGUGAGGAAGACUGGCUCCUACAUCUACGAAGAGUUCAUGCCAACGGACGGGACGGACGUUAAGGUGUAUACGGUGGGGCCUGACUAUGCCCACGCUGAGGCCAGGAAGUCUCCUGCCCUGGACGGUAAGGUGGAGAGAGACAGCGAGGGGAAGGAGAUCCGCUACCCUGUCAUGCUCACCGCCAUGGAGAAACUAGUGGCCCGCAAGGUCUGCCUGGCAUUCAAGCAAACAGUGUGUGGCUUUGACCUUCUCCGAGCCAACGGUCACUCCUACGUCUGCGACGUCAACGGCUUCAGCUUCGUCAAGAACUCCAUGAAGUACUACGACGACUGUGCCAAGAUCCUGGGUAAUAUAGUGAUGAGGGAGCUAGCUCCUCAGUUCCACAUCCCCUGGUCCAUCCCUACUGAGGCUGAGGACAUCCCCAUCGUCCCAACCACAUCUGGCACCAUGAUGGAGUUACGCUGUGUCAUCGCAAUAAUCCGCCACGGAGACCGAACUCCUAAGCAGAAGAUGAAGAUGGAAGUGCGGAAUCCCAUGUUUUUUGAAUUGUUUGACAAAUACGGCGGUUACAAGACAGGGAAACUGAAGCUGAAGAAGCCCAAACAACUGCAGGAGGUACUGGACAUAGCUCGCCAACUGUUGCUAGAACUGGGUGAUGGAAGAGAAGACUGCGAGAUCGAAGAGAAGAAAUCCAAACUGGAGCAGCUGAAGACUGUUCUGGAGAUGUAUGGCCACUUUUCUGGGAUCAACAGAAAAGUGCAGAUCACCUACCUGCCCCAUGGGCAGCCCAAAACAUCCAGCGAGGAGGAAGACACACGUAAGGAGUGCCCUUCUCUGCUGCUGGUGUUGAAGUGGGGAGGGGAGCUGACCCCAGCAGGCAGGGUACAGGCUGAAGAGCUGGGCAGGGCCUUCCGCUGCAUGUACCCCGGAGGACAAGGAGACUACGCUGGGUUCCCUGGCUGCGGGUUGCUACGGUUACACAGCACGUACCGACACGACCUCAAGAUCUACGCGUCUGACGAAGGCAGAGUGCAGAUGACCGCCGCAGCUUUCGCCAAGGGUCUGCUGGCGUUAGAGGGAGAGUUGACGCCCAUCCUUGUGCAGAUGGUGAAGAGUGCCAACAUGAACGGCCUGCUGGACAACGACAGCGACUCGCUCAGCGGCUGCCAGCACCGCGUCAAGGCCCGUCUCCACGAGAUCAUGCAGAAAGACCAGGAGUUCACCGAGGAGGACUACGAUAGGCUGGCCCCUACAGGUGCAGCCUCUGUGGUUAACUCUAUGAGGAUUGUGGAGAACCCUGUGAUGACAUGUGACCAGGUCUACACACUCAUCCAGAGUCUCACCUCCCAGAUACGCAAGAGACUAGAGGACCCCAAAUCUGCAGACCUGCAGCUGUACCACAGUGAGACUCUGGAGCUGAUGCUGCAACGCUGGUCCAAGCUGGAGCGGGACUUCCGGAUGAAGAGCGGCCGCUACGACAUCAGCAAGAUCCCGGAUAUCUACGACUGCGUGAAGUACGACGUGCAGCAUAACGACACGCUGGGCCUGGAGGACACACUGGAGCUGUUCAGGCUGUCCCGAGCCCUCGCCGACAUCAUCAUACCACAGGAAUACGGCAUUAACAAAGUGGAGAAGCUGGACAUAGCGUACGCCUACUGCCUACCUCUUGUCAAGAAGAUCCAGCUGGACCUUCAGAGGACCCACGAGGAUGAGUCAGUCAACAAACUCCAUCCACUGUACUCUCGAGGAGUGAUGUCACCAGGUCGCCACGUGCGGACACGUCUGUACUUCACCAGCGAGAGUCACGUCCACUCUUUACUCAGCACCUUCCGCUACGGAGGCCUGCUUGACGAGGAGAAGGACCAGCAGUGGAAGCGGGCGAUGGACUACCUUGGUGCCGUUUCUGAACUCAACUACAUGACCCAGAUAGUUAUCAUGCUGUAUGAGGACAACAACAAGGACCCGUCGUCAGAGGAGCGUUUCCAUGUGGAGCUUCACUUCAGCCCUGGGGUCAAAGGUUGCGAGGAGGAGGAGAAAGCACCAAUGGGCUUCGGCUUCCGUCCCGCUUCCGCAGAGAAUGAUGAGAAACAGACAGACCCUGGCAGCUUGGAGGAUCUAUCACGUGACGAGCCCGACCGGGCCCUACCACUCUCUGAGCCAAUGGGCAUCCACCGGAGAUCCCCUCUGAUUCGCAACCGCAAGACUGGGUCUAUGGAGGUCCUGUCGGAGACGUCUUCAUUCAAAGCAGGCAGCUACCGUCUCUUCCCCUCCUGCUCUCGCCAGUCCCCUGAGAUGAAGCAGAGUGGUCUAGGAUCUCAGUGUGCGGGACUCUUCAGCACCACUGUCCUGGGAGGCUCCUCUAGCGCCCCCAACCUGCAGGACUACGCGCGCACACACCGGAAAAAGUUCUCCUCAGGCAGCCUGUCCUAUAAAGACGGCUUUGAAGGCUGCUCCAUGGUGCCCUCCAUUUACCCACUGGAGACGUUGCACAACUCGCUGUCCCUCAAGCAGGUGGAUGAGUUCAUCACCGCCGUGUGUGAGACUGGUGGAGAUGCCCACUCCAGGACCACAAGAGCUCUGUCGGCCAUGUUUGACUCUCAGAACCAGCCAUUGGUGGACUCCUACAUGCCUCAGAGAGUCCUCUCCUCCUCCGUAUCCCCCCGACAGCGCUCUGACAGACCUCCCUGGUACAGCAGCGGUCCGUCCAGUACGGUGUCUAGCGCUGGCCCCUCCUCCCCCACCACGGCAGACGCCUCCCCCCAUUUUAGCUUCAGCGACAAGACGCCCUUCACCCCCCAGAACAGCGAGGAGAUCCACUCCUGCCAUCACAACACAGGCCAGCAGGCCCCUACUGCUGGCCCCCAAACCCCCAAAUUCUCCAAUCCCACCAGCCCCAUGGAGGAACCGACCACCCCCUGCCAGACACCCCCAGAAGACAAUCCUGAGGCCCCAGCCAGCCACCUGCCCCUGAGUGUAAACUCUGAAACAAGGCAGGAGGAGCCAGGCGAGUCCCCUGCUUCAACUGAGGCCACUUGCGGUGAAGUUCCGGACCUCAGCCCAUUGAGCCCGCCAUCUUCCCCACUGGCAGACCUCUCUCUGGGCCGUAUGGACGGAUACCUCCCCGGUUCUCUCCCGGUGCUCCUGGAGCUCAGAGAGAGUGGCAGUGAGGCAGGAUCCAGCGCACAGACGCCCCAGUCCCCAGAGGGGCCUGACGAGUUCUUUGACACCCAGGAGACGGUGGAGAUGUGGAGGGGCAGCACGGGGAGCCUCCCCCAUCCUGGGACGCCACUGGAGGUGGGAGCCCCUCACGCGUCAGAGGCCUAGGUGGGGGCUCAGAGAACCAGAGAAGGAGCCUAGGUCUUCUAAGAGGCUAGAAGGAAGUAAGGUAGAACUUCUAGGGGGCUGGAAGGAGGCUUCCAGGAAGCCCUUAAAAACUCUCCUCGGCCAGUUCCAUGUGGUGAACCCCCAGUGGAGCUUUCUAGUGACCUAGUCUAAGACCAAGGCCCUGUGGCUUGUAACUUAUGUCUGGUGAAUAGUGGAUCGGGCUGCUGCUUCUUAGUGCUUCUCUACCCUGGUCGUGUUCAUUAGGCACAGAAACAGAGGAAAAGGGCCUGAAAAAGGGAGAGACUUCCUGGACUUGUCCAUUAAGAUACGCGCAUUUUCUAUUUCCAUUACAAAACGUUUUAAAAUGUAAUGAACACGACCCCAGUCUCUAUCCCACAGCUGUCUGUGAACCAGCCGUUGUAGGAGAACUCAGUGUGACCAUAGAACUACCACCUAGUACAGUACAACAUCCUUAUCAGGACUGUCAUGUAUGGAUGUUUUUGUCCCGGUGUCCGAUAGAAAGCCUCUUGUUCUGAAGAGAAGCUUUAAUGUUGCUGAUGUAAAGUCUAUAAUGGGUGACAUCUUCUAUCCACUGAACAGCCCUCAGUGUGCACCAUUGUGGAGAUCUCGCCAAAUAUAACUGAAACAACAUUUCAAUUUGACAGGUGGGCUCGCAUAUUGCAUCAUGUACAUCGCUACAUACAUACCGUUUACUAUAGCUAGAAUUGCAGCAUGUCCACCAACUCAUGGACAUUGUAAAAGGAGAUGGUUUGAGAGAAAUCUCACUUCAAGUAUUGUGAGUAAUACGUUUAUUUUUCCUGCUGGGAAAUGUACACGUCAAAAUGUGUUUAUGUUGUGUUGCAAUGUAAUUUAAACACAAUUUCAUCAAGUUCGGCUUCGGCAAACACAAACAGAGCCGUUUUGAAAUGCGUUUUCAGUUGGCAACUUUAUUGCAAUAUAUUGAAAUCAUGGUCUUGUCACACAUUGAAAUGAUAAAUGCACCACAUGACUGGUCUGUGACAUUUCAUCAAACAGAAGAUGUCACCCUGUGUGUUUCCCCAGUUGUCCUAUUCUAGGCUCUCCUCUCCCUGUGAUGGUCUGUAUCACCGUUAAGGUCUGUUCACUUGAUAUGCGCCACAAAUGUAUUGCAUCGAGCCAACGAGCCACGGUAGGCUCUUUCCUGUUACCACGCUGCGCUCCGAGAUAAAGUCCAUUAAACUCUGAUCUUGCGCUGCACCCGACCAAGCAGCGCUACGCACCUUGUGCCAAUCAAGUGAACGGGCCUUAGAAACUCCUGACUAGCAGCUGAGGUCUUUUCUUAGGGGUAAAGAAGAUCUCCACUACAUGUGUGGUGAGAUUUAUUAUUUCCGUUUCCUCUUUUGAGAUUCAAUAUACUCAAAUCCUAGCCUGGUCCCACACUGCACAGAUGUAGGAUCUUAAUUUGAGCCAGUUUGCUACAGCAGAAAAAUCAUCCUGCAGGAACUGGAAAUGUGGAUUAUAAUUAAUGGACAUUUUUGUAGGGGGUCAUUUGAUACAUUUUUAAGUGGAAAUCACAAACUUCAGAAUCCUUUUUAAACAUCAAAUAUACUACACAAUUUACAUUUCCUGCAAUGAAAGUUCUCCUGCAACAUCGUGAUCAAAUGAAGAUCUUACAUCUUAUGUGCUGUAGCUAGCUCUUCUAUUGUUGUCAAGCCAUACAUGUUGUCACGACAAUGAACGCAAACACACAGGAGUUGGCUAAAGCACAAACGGACUGGAGCACCAGGCUACUAUCCCUCUAGCCCCGGUUUGAAAGCAUCCCCUAGUCACUUCCCCUAGCCCCUGAAGGACCUGCAUAGGAGGGAGCAGUACUCUACUGACUGUAAAAAUAAUCAACGUUUGAUUCGAUCACAACUUGUGCACUGAUUUUUUUUUUGCCAAAUUCCUUAAACCUCAACUACCACUUUAAUAUAAGUAAUCAUAUAGAAACCAUAUGACGAGAGAGAUCUAUAUUUAACUUUGAAUGACACCUAGUGAGGUGAUAUUUUUAAUGCAGAGCCAUCAGAUUUAUUAACCGUUUUAACUUGUAUCAUAGCAACUGUAUAUUUUUGUAAAAGAUCACCUCAAACAUUGCUGUAUUAAGCAAUCUUUUUUUUUUGACUGAACAAAAGAGGUCGGGGUAUUUUUGGAUGGUUCUCUGUGGUUCCAUUGCGUUAGACAGUUUUUGUUGCAGGGCCUGUUCUGUGUGUGGACUGUUAUCAGUGUGAGAGUAAAUGAGAUUCUGUAUUUGACUAUUGGGGUUGGCGCAGUCGUAUCGUGAUGUACUGUAGAGAUGAUUAUUUCUGUCACGUAACAAUUUAAUGUCAGUCAAAGAAUGAACAACACUGCUGCUGCAUAGAAGCAACAUUAACACUGUAAUCUGUCAUUGUUUCAGUGGACAUGUACAGAUGUGUGUCAAAAUCUAAACAAUGAAACUAUAUCUGAUUGUGUGUAAUACCUUUGGUCUGUGUCUCCGGCCUACAGUAGUGGUUAGUGUUGUCUGUUAAGUGUUUGCAACAUUUAAUCUGCAAUUCAGGAUGCUAAACUACACUGAAGUGCUGUAUCUGUUAGGUUUGGAAAGAGAUUGAUUAACCCUUUUUGAGUCAUCUUUUUGAAGGAGUUGGAAAGUGAGUAGAUAAAAUGAAAUAGCGUAAUGAAGAAUUCCCUGUUUAGCUGCUAUGCACUUCUAAACUCUUCAUGAACGCUUUUACGAAUGAAAAAUGCACUUAAAUGCUUUUGGAGCUCUCAGUGAUUUCAGACUUUUAACUUAAAAGAUUCAGCUGAGAAAACACACUCUGCUUUAAUUUCUAUGCUAUUUGCUGUGUGGGGUAAUCGGCUCAAUGGCUCUAUGGUUUCUACAAAUGCCGCUUUAUUUCUCUAAAGGAUGUUCCGAAUAAAAUGUCCUGUGAAAUGAUA
Messenger RNA from Salvelinus namaycush (lake trout), 7547 nucleotides. It is a transcript of the gene ppip5k1a, whose product is annotated as diphosphoinositol pentakisphosphate kinase 1a. Gene Ontology annotation, biological process: inositol phosphate biosynthetic process; inositol metabolic process. The record is from RefSeq and is a predicted model, not a curated record. The transcript is spliced from 29 exons. Gene Ontology annotation, molecular function: inositol hexakisphosphate kinase activity; 5-diphosphoinositol pentakisphosphate 1-kinase activity; diphosphoinositol pentakisphosphate kinase activity. The coding region runs from base 567 to 4613 and encodes 1348 amino acids. Lineage: Eukaryota; Metazoa; Chordata; Actinopteri; Salmoniformes; Salmonidae. Gene Ontology annotation, cellular component: cytosol.